This is a messenger RNA of Parnassius mnemosyne (clouded apollo), 1689 nucleotides long. NCBI's taxonomy places the organism in Eukaryota, Metazoa, Arthropoda, Insecta, Lepidoptera, Papilionidae. The record is from the annotation of a GenBank genome assembly.
AUGGAAAAUCUCUGUCGUUGCUGUCAUUCUCAAUACGGCUUUAAAAGUCUCAAUGCUUCUCAUGAAGGUAUCGAAGAAACUUACUCUGUUAUGUUGCAAAGGACUUUUGAUAUUGUUGUGAAUCCAUCAAUUGGGGAGCAAAAUACAGUUUCUUAUUCUAUCUGUGAUGUAUGCAUAUCACAUUUGCGUGAUGCUCUAUUUUUCAAGCAACAAGUGGAAACUUGUGAACAGAUCCUAUCUUCACAUUACAAUAGUCCGGAAGUCAAAGGUAAUUUUAAAAAUGCAGUCAAAGAAGAGGCGACAGAAUCACAUGAUGAUAAUAAGCUGGAAGUCUUCGAAAACUCAAUUGAAGAUACUUUUGAUGAUCAACCUUUGUCAGUUCUUAAGAGCAAGGUUCAUAAAGAAGAAACGAUAGACCAAGAAUCAGAACCAGAUGCAGACUGGGCUGCUGCAGCUACUGUUAGCGAUGAUGAGAUAACCAAGUCCAAUAGUCAGAGAAGAGUAAAAAAAUACACCUGCAAUGUUUGCUGUAAACAAUUUACAUAUUAUGGCUCCUUGGAAGUCCAUUUAUUGACACAUAAUGGAGAGAAAAAUUAUCAAUGUCUUAUAUGUAAUAAUAAAUUUUUGCAGAAUAAGGAUCUAACAAAGCAUAUAUCUACAAGUCAUUCUGAAGGUGGUGUAUAUCCAUGUAAUAUGUGUGCCAAAUCAUUUGACAAAGCUCGCCUUUUGAAGAACCAUUUAGCAAGUCACUACGAUAUGGACAAAUUUAAGUGCAGCCAUUGUGACAAACAGUUCCAACGCAAAAAAGGUUUGAAAGAACAUAUGAAGACACACACGAAGGAGAAAAAUUUCACUUGUCAGAUAUGCCACAAAUCUUUUGGUCACAAUCAAACUUUAAAAUCUCAUAUACUUACCCACACUGGGGAGAAACCAUAUGUUUGUGACGUGUGUGGCCGUCGAUUUGCCCAACGCACACAUUUAAAGAGGCAUAUCUUCAUUAUCCACACUGGGGUUAAACCUUACUCAUGUAAAGAAUGCAACAAGCAGUUUUCCAGCAAAAGUUACUUGGCAAUUCACACCCGGCAGCAUACUGGUGAACGUCCACAUACAUGUGAAGUGUGUAAAAAAGAUUUUACUGCUUAUACAACUUUAAAAGUACACAUGCGGGUCCACACUGGUCGCAAGCCCUACACUUGCAGCUUUUGUGACAGACAGUUUGCUCAAAUGGCCAGUUUUAAACUACAUGAGCGCACCCAUACUGGUGAACGACCAUACUCUUGCAAAGUUUGUAAAAAACCAUUUUCAGAUAAUGGUUACUUAAAGAUUCACAUGAGAGUUCAUACUGGAGAAAAGCCAUACAGCUGUGAAAUUUGUAAGAGGUCAUUUAGAGAGACUGGUCAAUUAAAACGUCAUAUGAGAGUGCACACUGGAAUAAAACCAUACACAUGCAAGAUAUGUAAUAAGCAAAUUGGUAAUUUAUCAAAGCACAUGCGUGUACAUUCUGACGAGAAACCUUACAACUGCAGUGUAUGUAAUAAACAAUUUUCCAUAAGCGGUAAUUUAAAACUGCAUAUGAGGAUUCAUACUGGUGAAAGACCUUUCUCUUGUGAUAUCUGUAAUAGUCAAUUUAGUCAAAGCAGUGGACUGAAAAGGCAUAGAUGUACACACUUGGACAGAGUUAACUCUUAG